AUGGUGGCCUGGAUGGCGAGGGCAGGGGCGCUGUCGGGGGCGUACAGCUUGAGCGACGACUCGAGCUUCUUAAUCUCCUGCUUCUCGCGCUUGGCGAACUGCUUCGACUCCUUGCACGGCGUCAGCCCCGAGAUGUCGGCUGACGCCGGCAGCACCGGCGCGGAUAGAACGAUCGAAGACAGGGCGAGCGCCGCAGAGAACGCCUUCAGCUGGGAGGAGGAGGUGGUGACUGCGGCGGAGGGCUCCUCGGAGCUCGCCCGGCACACCACAACUGCAGCGGUGGCGUUACGAGGCUUUCCGGCGGAUAUGGGGGUUGAGAUGGAUUUGGAGAAGGAGAAGGGAUUUGUGGCUGUAGGAGAAGAUAAGGUGAGGUUGAGUGAAGGGGGACGCUGA
Messenger RNA from Striga asiatica, 393 nucleotides. The record is from the annotation of a GenBank genome assembly. NCBI's taxonomy places the organism in Eukaryota, Viridiplantae, Streptophyta, Magnoliopsida, Lamiales, Orobanchaceae.